GGGCAAAACUAUUCGAAAUUUAUAGUUUAUGCCGAAAAAGUUUUACAGUUUCUUGCAUUAAUUUUUUUUGAGAAGAAUGAGUCUUCAAAAUUACUGAAACAAACGUCGAUACAAUUCAUUCAGAGUGGACAAUUCACUGAGGACAUGAUUCCCACCGUUGGAUUCAACAUGAGGAAAAUAACGAAGGGAAAUGUUACAAUAAAGUUAUGGGAUAUUGGAGGACAACCUCGAUUCCGAUCAAUGUGGGAGCGAUACUGUCGUGGUGUGAACGCAAUUGUUUUCAUGGUUGAUGCUGCGGAUGAAGACAAAUUGGAGGUGAUCUACUUUUUCUUCACUUUUCUUUCUUGCGCUUGGUUCUUGUAUGAUUCCCAUAACAAGCGCUGA
Messenger RNA from Ostertagia ostertagi, 384 nucleotides. The record is from the annotation of a GenBank genome assembly. NCBI's taxonomy places the organism in Eukaryota, Metazoa, Nematoda, Chromadorea, Rhabditida, Trichostrongylidae.